Molecule: messenger RNA, 1151 nt
Organism: Bemisia tabaci
Lineage: Eukaryota; Metazoa; Arthropoda; Insecta; Hemiptera; Aleyrodidae
Source: RefSeq, a predicted model, not a curated record
UUUCAGUUUUCAAAUGAAGGGAGGCUUGGGGAAUAAAACAUAUAAAUACUGAACCCAAACGCCAGUAAAGACAAGUCAGUUGAACCAGUCGCUUCAUCAUGAUUGCUUCAGUUGUUGUUCUCUCCGCCUUCGUGGCCGUCGCCUCCUCCCAGUACUACCAGUACGCCUACCACCCGGCGGCGGCAUGGUCCUCCAUCCCCGCUCACUCUCCCAUCACAGGACAACCUUUGGACACUCCCGAGGUGGCCGUCGCUAAGGCCAGACACGCCGUCCAAUGGCACGCUGAAGCAUCACGCACCGCCCCUGUCGCCGUUGCUCCCCCCGUUGUUGCCCCUGUCGCCGUUGCUCCCCCCGUUGUUGCCCCCGCCGCCGUCUACCUGAGGAAACGCCGUGAAGCCCCCGCCAACGAGGCCCCAGAGGCUCAGACCACAGAAACCAACAACAAGGACAAGAGACAAAUUCUGACAUACUCUCCAUUAGCCUACUCCCCCUACUCCGCUUACCCCUACGCCGCCUUCUCUUACGCAGCCUACCCUUACGCCAGCUCCCCCUACCUGUUCAGGAAACGCAGGGACGUAAGCACCGAAACCGAAGAGACCAAGGCCCCAGAAUCAAAGAACCAGAAGAGACAGAUCCUCACAUCCACCUGGGGAUACCCAUCAGCUUACGCCCCAGUAGCCUACUCCGCCUACUCCACCUACCCCUCUGCUCUCUCUUACUCCGCCUACCCCUACGCCUCCCCCAUCGCCUCUCCCUUCCUGUUCAGGAAACGCAGGGAUGUCAGCGGCACUGAAGAAGACCACUCUGAGGCUGAAUCUGACGAUGACAGAAAGAAGCGUCAGUUGCUUCUGACUGGAGCCUACCCCUACGCCGCCUACCCCUACAGCGCCUGGCCCUACAGAGCCUACUCUGCCGCCCCUAUUGCCUACUACGGUUAGUUCUCUCACCUCACCGAAACUCGUUCCUGCCCGAAACCGUAUUUUAAGACUUAGCUCAAACUUAGCAGAAUUCAAUUCCCCGUAAUAAGACUUGCCCGCACCUAAUUGAGUUUGUUCCUUUUUUUCCACAUUGUUCUCAAUGUUCUCACUCGCCAUUAUUGUUACAGUUUUUACUAAUAGUAGCUGAAAUAUACAAGAUAAUUGCAGCCCGAA